This is a messenger RNA of Drosophila kikkawai, 1596 nucleotides long. Its product is annotated as protein FAM114A2. NCBI's taxonomy places the organism in Eukaryota, Metazoa, Arthropoda, Insecta, Diptera, Drosophilidae. The record is from RefSeq and is a predicted model, not a curated record.
ACAGCUGUUCCAUUUUUACAGUUGGCAGCCCUGGUGGUGCAGAAAUCUACGUGGAGGCAGAAAGUCCAACGCAAAUAAUGGCAAACAAACCGAAAAAAGAGGAAGAAAGCGGCAACGAUUGGAACCAGAGCGACGAGGAUGACAACUGGGACGACUGGGGCGACGACGAGGACAAGUUUGUCCACGUGGAAAAGGAGACGCAGUCGCAGCAGGAGAAAGAUGGCAGCAAAAACAACGCAAAAGCUAGAGAGGAUGUGGUGGUAACACCCAAACAGGAACCCCCUGUUGCUGCUCCGCCCACAGUGACCUCCAACACAUCAUCCUCGUGGGGCCUGUGGGGCGGGAAGCUAAGCUCCGUGCUAAGCACAGCUACCGAGGGAUUGGGCACCAUAACCACUCAAGUGAACCAGGGCUUGAAUCAGAUCAUAGGCGUGCCCGACCCCGAGGAACUGGCUCGCAUCAAUGCAGCCGAACAACAGGCGGCAGCCAAGGAGAUGCCAGUUGAGGGCACACACCGGGAGAAAACACCAGCAGGAACGCCAGAAGAAACCACAGAAGCGGAAGGCGAGGCGUCACCCGCCUUUGGUCUUGGUUUCGUCACUAAUUUGGGCACAAAGGUACUGAACACGGGGCUGGACACCCUGGAGGGCAUUGGCAAGAAGACCAUGACCAUACUGCAGGACAACGAUCCUAAGCUGAUGAACAAGCGGAAGCUCCUGGGACUGGAGGCCAACAAACCGAAUCUCAGUGCUCUGUUGCUGGAGGCGAAGAAGGAUGCAGACCAAAUGGAGGAGUCGCUGCAGCAGUUGCGGCUGGAGAAGCAAAAGGCGCAGCUCCGCUUUGAGAUUCUCUUCGAGAACUACUGCGGCCUGGUGCACUACGAGGCCCUUGAGAUCCUGUCGAAGGAGUCCUGCCUCAAGCUGGACACUCUCCGAGAUGCGGUUAGUGGCAACGCUCUGUCCGAGCUGCAGGAGACAAUCAAUGAAGUGAAAGAACUGCUUGAACUGGAGGAUCUGGAGUGCGAAAGCGAGGGCGACUACGACUCUCAGGAGCUGAGCGAACGAUUGGCGGGUACCAUUGCCGAUACCGAGGUGGAGAUUCAGUUUGAGGAUGUGGCCAAACACUGGUCGCUGUGCCUGGAGUGGCUGACAUCCGAUGAGGCCACCUCUGCCGAUCUGGAGCAGGCCUAUGCCAAGAGCAUCCACGCUCUAAGCGAAGCCUGUGCCCUGGAGAUGUGCAAGCUUCACAAGAUCGCCGAGCUGCUGCUGGUGAAACCACAUCACAGCACUGCCAACGAGGUGGACGGCGUGGUCAAUCUCUGCAAGCAGUUUAAUGGACACCUUCAGGGUCUUACUCAUAGGUACGCCGCUAUUUUAAGCAGCAAGCAGGAACCUGAGGAGGCCAAGGCCCGGGUCAGCACAUUCUUUUCCGAAAUGCUAUCGGGCGUGGAGUUCAUAGAGAAGGCCUACAAGCUCUUUACGCCCAUCCUGCAAAUGGGUGCUGUCUAAGCAGAUCAAAAUCUAUUUGUUGUCCUUGCUAUUUUUACGAUUAAUGUCCUCUACUCCCCUUGUUUUCCAUAUAUAAAUGUAUACAAAA